Molecule: messenger RNA, 372 nt
Organism: Dovyalis caffra
Lineage: Eukaryota; Viridiplantae; Streptophyta; Magnoliopsida; Malpighiales; Salicaceae
Source: the annotation of a GenBank genome assembly
AUGAGCCUCAAAGGGAAUCUAAGUGGUGAUAUUGGAGGAAUGACAGAAUUGAGAUCAUUGGACCUGUCAUUUAACCCAAACCUUACAGGAACCCUCACUCCACGGUUAGGAGAUCUGCUAAACUUGAACACCCUAAUCCUUGCUGGCUGUGGCUUCAGUGGUACUGUUCCAGAUGAGCUGGGCAAUAUUGCUGAGCUAUCCUUCCUGGCACUCAACUCAAACAACUUAUCUGGUGGAAUCCCUCCUUCUAUAGGUAAACUCUCCAAACUCUACUGGCUGGACGUUGCGGACAAUCAAUUGACAGGAACUAUCCCAAUCUCCAAAUCCGCCACGCCAGGCUUGGACCUGCUACUAAAUGCUAAGCACUUGUGA